CCCUCGCCCAGGACAUUGGAACACUUCACCUGGAGGGAACGAUUCGCGGAGAAUGUUCCAUCCCACGGCUGCAGCCCUCUCGGGCGCGUAAGCGCCCUGGUUCACCAAAGUCCUCGUUGAUGGGGGCACUGACAUGCAGGCAUGAUGGGUCUGCUUUCCACCACCACCACCACCAACGUUGGAGGGGGAACACCAUCCCUCUCCAACUCAUGGUGGUGGUGGAAAACAGGCCCAUCAAGGCAGGCCAAGUGGGCGGGAGCCGGUGGCACGAGAAGUGGCGACGGCAGCGUGUUGCCGAAACGCUCGAGCGGGGCACCAAGGCUGCCCCUCGCGCGCAAUAAGGGCGCCCGCGUCUUCGGGACCCAGGCCAAGCUUGACCCAGGAUCGACUGCCGCAGUGCAUCGACUGCAGCGGUGCCAAGCUGGAGUUGAGAAGCGAACCUGUGAGCACGUGCGAAGCGACAGAGUGCUGUCAAAGUCUGCGCCGCGCAGGCUUUCAAAAAUGCGCUGGUGAUCGGUGAGUCAGGGACACAGUUGAUGAGGAGAGCAGGAGAACAGAUGGAUGGGAAGGAACCAGCACGGUAACUAAACGAUGCGCCGAGGAUUCCCUCUCCGAACGCGUGGGUCAUCCAGAUACAUCGAGCCCACCAUGCGUUCAUCUGCUUGACUUAGUCUCUACGGCCGUCGCCUUCUAAGCAGGAGCUGGUGCCAAAAGCAGAGGUUGGAGCAGGAAGCUCCAUGGCAUGUGCCCCUGCAGGCGCCCGGCCCCCCACCCCACCCCACCUCGGAGCACCUCCGCCCCUCC
This is a messenger RNA of Prorocentrum cordatum, 804 nucleotides long. The record is from the annotation of a GenBank genome assembly. NCBI's taxonomy places the organism in Eukaryota, Dinophyceae, Prorocentrales, Prorocentraceae.